This is a messenger RNA of Didymodactylos carnosus, 534 nucleotides long. NCBI's taxonomy places the organism in Eukaryota, Metazoa, Rotifera, Eurotatoria, Philodinida, Philodinidae. The record is from the annotation of a GenBank genome assembly.
AUGAAUUUCGUAUUUUCAGCAUUAGAUACAAUACAAAAAAUUGCAUUACUUUUAUUUACAUUAUUAGCAAUACAAUGUCUGCUCGGUAUUGGAUUAGGAAUUGGCUAUUUAUUACAACCACCGUUGUAUACUCAUUUAUUAUUAAUUAUCGGAAGCGGUCUUGUGGCUGUUCCCAUUAUUCUUGGUAUAUUCGGUAUAGUACAACGUCGUUGGCGUUAUUUAAUGGCUUGUUUAGCCUUUCUAUCAUUGUAUAUGUCUAUUCUGUCUGGUAGUGUUGCAUGUGGUUUUGCUAUUUAUGAUCAAUUGGAUCCUGUUUUAAAACAAGACAUUCUACAGACUACGGCUCCAAUAUGGACAAAUAUUCAAACAACCUAUAGUUGUACUCGUGCAAAUUGUGUACAAGCACUCGAAUCAGCCAUGUACGCCAAUAAACAGCGUAUCGGUAUUAUUAGUGUCUGUUUUUUACUCGUACCAAUAUUGACAAGUAUUACGAUUAUAUUUCAUAUGAGAAGAGAUUUACUUUAUUUUAAAUAA